ACCAACUCUGCACUUGUGCCGCGACUGCGAAGAAGCGAAGAUGAAGGCUACUCUGCUGCUUCUGGUGGUCCUUACUGUCGCCGUGAUCGGCUCCCUGGCGACCUCUGCACCGAACUGUGACGCUAGCGCCUGCGACCCCAGCAAGUGCCCAAGCGCAGCCAGCUGCAAGUGCGGUACAUACAAGGACGCUUGCAACUGCUGCGAUGUCUGCUACAAGUGCCCCGGCGAGUCUUGCGUGCCAGUCUUCCAGGACAAGUGCUCCGGCAAGAACACCUGCCAGCUGGAGCCUGGCGCAGCCAUCCUGACCGGCGCCACCGGCAUCUGCGCCGAGAAGGGAUACGUCUUCAACAGCGAGAAGGGCCACCACGGUUGAACGAGACAGCGCCUGUCUGCAGCUGUGAUUGGGGCCUGCGUGUCAGCCCCGGCCAAGUGUGAUAUAUAGCUUUCGUUUACUGUUUACCUAUUGAUUCACAAAACACGUUACAGGUAUUCGCACUGUAAAAUAAAAUGCCUUACGUCUUUCCA
This is a messenger RNA of Dermacentor silvarum, 525 nucleotides long. Its product is annotated as 8.6 kDa transglutaminase substrate-like. Gene Ontology annotation, cellular component: extracellular region. The transcript has 4 exons. The record is from RefSeq and is a predicted model, not a curated record. Bases 41 to 373 code for a protein of 110 amino acids. Lineage: Eukaryota; Metazoa; Arthropoda; Arachnida; Ixodida; Ixodidae.